GAGAAAUUCGGAUCGCGGGCCCCUCCCUGUCUCAGGGUGUCUCUCAACCCCAUGGAGAUGAGGUCAACAAGUGCGGUCGAUGUCCGGCUUCGGUUUCCAUUGCCCAGUUGGUACACUGCCCCGCAUUCAGUCAGGAUAUAAAACCCCGGCCCUUCGACGCCAACUCAAUCCCCCCAAAACUGUGCGCUUUUCUUGUGCGGGUCACAGAAUUUUUCCUCUCCCUUCCUCAAUCCCCAUACCCCGCCUGCCUGACCUCGCACCAUCAUCAUACUUCCCAACAUGGCAGGCCUCCAACUCAACGUCGACUGGAAGUCGAACCGACGGGCAAUCGCCUACUGCCUAGUGGCUGCCAUCGGUGCCCUCUGCUACGGUUACGACACGAUCUACUACACCGGCAUCCAAGGCAUGGAAUGGUUUGCCAGAGACUACGGAGAGCAAGACUCAGAUGGCACCUACUCACUCGGCACAACAUUCCUCUCCCUCUCCGCUAGCAUCAUCUACGUCGGCGAGCUCGUCGGAGCCCUCAUCGCCGCCCCGAUCAACGAAGCCCUUGGCCGCCGCGCCGUCUUCCUCUCCGCCUCCCUCUGCAUCAUCGCCGGAGCUAUCGUGCAAGCAUGCUCCUUUGGCUCCCACCCAGUCUUCUACGUCGGCCGCGUCCUCAUCGGCCUGGGCGUCGGUCAGUUCACCGCAACCUGCUUGAUCUACAUCGGAGAAGUCGCGCCCUCUGCAAUCCGCGGUCCAGCCCUCAUGUGCUUCCAGUUCAUGCAGUCCAUCUCGCAGCUCGUCGGCGCGUGCGUGAACCAGGGUACACAAGGCAUCAAAAGCUCGCAAUCCUACCGCAUCCCCAUGUGUCUCCUCGUUGUCCUCCCCGGCGUCAUGCUCCUAUGCCUGUUCUUCACACCCGAAAGCCCCGUCUGGUUCAUGAACAAGGACAAGCCGCAACAGGCCCUCGCCUCGCUCCGCAAGAUCAACCGCAGCAACAAAUCCUACGACCCGACGGCCGAUAUGCAAGCCAUCGAAACGCAGGUCGCUCUCGAGCGCGAGCAGGCCAAGGACGCCACCUGGACCUCGCUCAUCACAGACCCCGUCGAACGCCGGAAGCUGUUCUACGCCUGCGGCGUCAUGUUCGUGCAGCAGAUCAACGGGAUCCAGUUCUGGUACACGUACGGCGUUGUCUUUGCGCAGUCGAUUGGCGUCGCCGACCCAUUCACAAUCAACACCAUUAUCUACGUGCUGCAGAUCAUCACAGUCGGUGUGUCGGUCAUGCUCGGGAACAAGAUCAGCCGCCGCAAGAAUCUCAUCAUCUGCUCGAUCGGGAUCCUCGUCUCGCUGAUCACCGUCGGCGGACUGGGCGUAACCCGGUCUUCGGAUGGAACAUUCUCGCGCGGUGUGGGAAUCGGCAUCGUUGUCCUCGCAUACAUCAACAUCAUCUUCUACAACUUCUCCAUCGGAACGCUCUCGUACUCGAUCGCGUCGGAGAUGUCCGUUGGCCGGAACCGGAACAAGAUUACAUCGUGUGCCAUGGCUGUUUUCUUCAUUACGGUUUGGCUGAUGGUCUUUACGAGCCCCUACAUGUACUAUGAUGGAGACCUGGGUCCGAAGAUUGGCUUCGUGUAUGGUGGUACCACGACCCUCUUGCUUGCCUACUCCUGGUUCUGUGUGGGUGAGACGGCGGGACGGAGUAAUGCGGAUAUUGAGCGGCUGUUCCAGGAUAAGGUUCCUGUUCGGGAGUGGGCCAAGUAUGUUAUCCUUGAUGAUGGUCAGACUGCGGGCCAGAAGAAGAAUGAGGAUGAGGAGCAGAUUGAGAUGGCGUAGGGGUUGUCUUGGCCAAUGACUUUUGUGUAGGGUAUUAGCGGUUGCGCUUAUGGGAAUGUUUUCUACAUACACAGUUGAUAGACCAGGCUGCAGUAUAAAUGUCAAAAUAUUGCAAACACC
Molecule: messenger RNA, 1935 nt
Organism: Aspergillus calidoustus
Lineage: Eukaryota; Fungi; Ascomycota; Eurotiomycetes; Eurotiales; Aspergillaceae
Source: the annotation of a GenBank genome assembly